Molecule: messenger RNA, 333 nt
Organism: Nicotiana tabacum (common tobacco)
Lineage: Eukaryota; Viridiplantae; Streptophyta; Magnoliopsida; Solanales; Solanaceae
Source: RefSeq, a predicted model, not a curated record
AUGAAGGUUUCAAGCGGAAACACUAGUACUCUAAAAAUGCUUGUUUUAUUCGUGGCCAUCACAAGUUUAGUGAUGAAAGAAAGCAAUGCACAUCCUUGUAGUGCAACUUUCUUUUCGGCAUUGAUUCAGCUCAUUCCAUGUAGGGCAGCAGUAGCUCCGUUCAGUCCGAUCCCACCAAGCGAGGCGUGUUGCGCGUCGAUCAAGGCAUUAGGGCAGCCAUGUCUCUGUGUUCUUAUCAAUGGCCCUCCUAUUUCUGGUGUUGAUCGAACCAUGGCCUUGCAGCUUCCUGAUAAGUGCACUGCCAACUUUGAACCAUGUGAACUUGCAAAGUAG